ACAGGUACAACACCCAGCACACCACCACCACCACAUCUCUCCCCGCACCCUCCACCCAAGUACAUAGUGCCACUAGCACAAGCACCAAUAUAGCAAGCACGGGUAACCCAGGCUCAACUGUAAGUACAGCUACUGGGGCAGGUAUGCAGGCGGGUGGGAGUACUAUGGCCAAUGGCUUAUACACUGUAGAGCUAUCGGCCGAGACAUGGAAAGUGCUGAGAGAAGCGGUGCUGAGGAUAGUGGACUCGUGGCUCAGUGAUAAUCUCUUCCAG
Molecule: messenger RNA, 272 nt
Organism: Sphaeroforma arctica JP610
Lineage: Eukaryota; Ichthyosporea; Ichthyophonida
Exons: 1
Source: RefSeq, a predicted model, not a curated record